Messenger RNA from Dinoponera quadriceps, 569 nucleotides. RefSeq lists its product as uncharacterized. Lineage: Eukaryota; Metazoa; Arthropoda; Insecta; Hymenoptera; Formicidae. The transcript is spliced from 2 exons. The record is from RefSeq and is a predicted model, not a curated record. The coding region runs from base 60 to 470 and encodes 136 amino acids.
GUGCUCGUCUUGAGCAUGCGAAAUACACCGGACAACCGAACGAAUCUGCCUCGAAGAGGAUGGGAGUGGCAUUCACCGUUCCACCGGCACGGUAUCUGCGGUAUAAAAGCAACCUCUGUCGCCGCGCGCUCAGUUUCAUUCCGGAGCGGCCGAUCGUGAAAUACGAUACUUUCGACAUGCGGCUUCACGCGAUAGCACUGGGCGCGUUGCUCCUGGCGGGCAUUGCUUCGGCGUAUCCGCAGAAGGACGGACAGAUCUUCAGCAACGAGGCGAUACGGCAGGCUCAGAACACCUAUCUGAUCCCGAAGGACGCGACUAUACAGAAGGUUCAAGAGGGCAUCGAGCUCGCCGCUUACGAAUCGAUCCCCGGCGACCAAAGGAUCAAUCUCUUCGAGAUCCUGGGCGAGCACGUGCCACCCGAGGUGGUGAACAACCUUCAGGGCCAGAUCGAUCAGAUCGGCCGAAACUGAGCGGCCGUCCGUUUCCGUACAAUCGUCGUCGUCGCCGUCGUCGUCAUCGUCAUCGUCAUGUAAAAACAAUCAUAUCCCGGGCGCCCUGCGACGCCCAUC